Cryptomeria japonica (Japanese cedar) is the source of this 996-nucleotide messenger RNA. RefSeq lists its product as uncharacterized. Bases 1 to 996 code for a protein of 331 amino acids. NCBI's taxonomy places the organism in Eukaryota, Viridiplantae, Streptophyta, Pinopsida, Cupressales, Cupressaceae. The record is from RefSeq and is a predicted model, not a curated record. The transcript is spliced from 3 exons.
AUGAAACAAAAGAUAAAAGCAGAGAGGGAAGCCCAGAAAGCAGCUCAAACCACACCCAAUAUGGUCUCAGUUACAAUAGAAACUUCCAAACCACCAAAAGAAUCCACAACUGAGCCUAUUAGUGAGAAAAUAGUAGAGCCACCUAAGAAGAAUCAAAAGGCUACCCCGCAGUACAUGACUGUUUCUUCUAAAAAAACAAAAUCAGAUGUAGAGGUUAUGGAGGUUCCCAAGAAGAAAGGCAUUUUUUCUAGAGUUGUGAGGGAAAAGAAAGAGGAACAAAAGAAAGAACAUGUUAAAGAGACUCCCCGAAAGCUGAAGAUUACAAUUACAAGCACUCCACCAACUACUACUGUACCGGUUAGAAAAUCCAAUUUUGCAGUAGAGGACAUCCCAAAAGAAAAUAUACAGAGUGCAGAGGCUACAAAGACAAAUAUAGUUAAGGAUUUAGAGAAUAAAGGUAUAGAGGAUGCACAGGUUUUGGAUGAGGCACCAAGUGGCGAAGCCACUGGUGCAGAAGAGCUAAAAGAUUCUAAGGUUAUCUCAUUAGCUGAUAAGGAUUGGGUAGGUGACACUGACAACAGGAGAUCCACUAGUGGAUAUGUUUUCAUGAUGUUUGGUGGUGCUAUCAGUUGGAAGAGUAAGCAGAAAGCUAUAGUCACUUUGCCCACAACAGAGGCAAAGUACAUGGAAGCUACUCAUGCUUGUAAGGAAGCCAUUUGGCUUAAAAGGUUGUGUUCUAGUAUUGGUUUUGAUGCAAGACAAAUUACAAUUUGUUGUGACAGCCAAAAUGCCAUUAUUUUAGCUAAGAAUCCUACUUUCCAUGCUAGAACAAAUCAUAUUGAUGUACAGUUUCAUUUUGUUCAUGAUAUGGUGGGAAAUGGAAAGGUAAAGUUGGAGAAGGUUGAUACUUUGGUGAAUGUCGUAGAUGCAUUGACAAAGCCAGUGAGCACUGAGAAGUUCAAAUGUUGUGUCAUUUUCAUGGGCCUUGGGGCCUAA